Cicer arietinum (chickpea) is the source of this 915-nucleotide messenger RNA. RefSeq names its product mavicyanin. Gene Ontology annotation, cellular component: plasma membrane. Gene Ontology annotation, molecular function: electron transfer activity. The record is from RefSeq and is a predicted model, not a curated record. Lineage: Eukaryota; Viridiplantae; Streptophyta; Magnoliopsida; Fabales; Fabaceae.
AUUGUAGAAAUGCUCAAAGAAAAUAAUUCUCUAAAAGAGUGGUAGUAAGAAAAAAAUAUAACAAAGAAAAAACUUAACCAUGGGGUGCAAGAACACAAUUUUCUUGAUAUUGGUAGCAACAUUGAUCACAAAGGAGGCUUUGGCAACACAACAUGUUGUUGGUGGAAGCCAAGGAUGGGAUCAAUCAACUGACUUUGACUCAUGGACUUCAGGCCAAACAUUCAAAGUUGGAGAUCAACUUGUUUUCAAGUACUCUUCUUUGCAUAGUGUGGUUGAACUAAGUAAUGAAAGUACCUACAAGAAAUGUGACAUUAGCACUCCAAUAAACACCUUAAGCACUGGAAAAGAUGUUGUCAAAUUAGACAAGCCAGGUACAAGGUACUUCACAUGUGGUACCUUAGGUCAUUGUGGUCAAGGCAUGAAGGUUAAGAUCACAGUAGUCAAAGGAAAUGGAUCUUCUUCCCCUGUAUCAUCAUUGUCGCCAUCGUCGUCGCCGUCUACUUCUUCUCCUACUUCUACUAAUGCAGCUUCAACCUCACAAUGUUUUGCUUCACUUUUGCUAUUUGUCACACUAUCUUUUGCCACAAUGAUUUAUUUUUUCUAGUUGAUGAAAUGAAGUUAAGUUUGAAAAUGUAAUAAGUAUAUAUUCGUCAAUAACAAAUAUAAACAAAAAUUAAGAUGUAUUUGAUACAGACCAAAUGCAUAUUGAUUUUUCUUUAUAUUUGUGAUCGAAAGGAGUAUGUAGUAUUAUAACCUAAUGUAUAUGUCAGCAUUCAUGAAUGGUGGCAUGGCAAUUUUAAUACACCUUUUUAUAUUCUACAAAUUUGUAGUAGGGUUGAAUAAGAGAGAGAAGAGACAUACUCUAUAUAUAGUAUUAUAAGUGAAUGUGUAUUUUAACAUUUUUCUUUUUGCUUU